Molecule: messenger RNA, 798 nt
Organism: Rotaria sordida
Lineage: Eukaryota; Metazoa; Rotifera; Eurotatoria; Philodinida; Philodinidae
Source: the annotation of a GenBank genome assembly
AUGAAAUUGUCACGUCAUAAAUAUAUUCGUCGUUUACUUAAUUAUUAUCGAACACAUUUUAAUAUUGAACCUCCAUUUAUAAUAUUAAUUGAUGGAACAUUUGCAUUUGAAGCACUUCAAUGGAAAAUUCAAAUUGAUCAACAAUUAAAAGCUUAUUUAGAAACUCAACUAAUUAUUUGUUCAACUACUUUAUGUGCAAUUAAAGAAACUGAAUUAUUAGGUGGAAUUGCAUAUGGUGCAAUGUUAAUAUUAAAACAAUAUGAUAUAAUAAAAUGUGAUCAUUAUCCAUCAAUAUCAGCUGAAAAAUGUUUUCAAAAAAUUUUAAUCAAAGAUAAAACUAAAAAAUAUUUUCUUGCAUCACAAUCAUUAUCAUUACGUGAAUUCAGUCGUAUUAAUCGUCCAGAUUUACCAACAAUGUUGAUAAGACAUAAUGCUAUUAAUUUAGAACGUCCAUCAAUAAAUUCUCGUGAAAUAGUUGAAGAAAGAAAAAAUGAACAAAUUAAUUUAAGUAAACAUGAAUCAAAUGUUUUAAAAAAAAUCAAACAUGAACUUAAUCUUGAUGAAAAUGAAAAUGAUAUUAAAAAAAAGAAAAAGAAAAAACAUGGAAUUAAUCCAUUAUCAAUUAAAAAAAAGAAAAUAAAAACUUUAAUAAAUCAAUCAAUUUCAAAUAAUAAUAAGAAUUUAUCAAAAAAGAAAAGACGUCGAACAAGACAAAUAAGAAUGUCAUUACAUUUAAAACAACAUUUAAAAGAAUUAGAAAAAAAAUUUUCUAUUAAACAAUUUUUUCAUCUUGAAUAA